ACCCGGCCAACAUGUCAUGGGACUCGAUAGAGUCGCGCGACUUCCUCGGCGGGGUGCCGGCGCACCAGCUGUCGGCGACGCGGCUUCUCAGCUCACCGGACCCGUCGCGACACCAUCUCGAUGAACAACAAGAAGUAUAUCCGUUCUCUGAAGAGUAUCCGGGGGGUCGGAACGGCGCGCUGCGCUGGGGGGCGCGGUUCGGGCCGGCGCACCGUCCGCCCACAGCCGGCCUGCUCGACUGCUUCCGCGCCUGUCGCUCCAGACUGGACCAAUAUCUGGCCAGGCGGAAGAUCGAGCGAGGAGUUCGGUUGUACGGUCAGAACGAACAGAGGCAGGCCGUGAAGAUCUGGCUCUCUGCUUUGCGCGGCGUGAGACACCGCAGCGACAAGUUCGCCUUGCUAGGACAUCUGUACCAGGCUUACAUGGACUUCGGGAAAUACAGAGAAUCUCUGGAGUUCGCCAACAGGCAGUUGGGCAUAUCGGAAGAGUUGGACUCGGCGCCGAUGCGCGCUGAAGCUUAUCUCAACUUGGCGCGAGCACAUCAGACUCUUGGAGGGCUGGACCGAGCCCUCUCCUACGCUCGUCAUGCCCUCUACAACGACUGCGGCGGGGGAUCUACAGCUGGCAGCGUGCAUCUAACAGUGGCCUCGGUCAGCCUGGAGCUUGGCGCCUUCUCGAAGGCGAUGGACGGCUUCCAGAAAGCUCUCGCUGUCGCGCAAGCACAGAAUGAUAACACGCUGCUGCUGCAAGUGUACGCGGGUCUCUCAGAGCUGUGGCGCCGUCUCCGCGACGAGGAGCGCGCGGUGGGUUGUGCCGCUCGCGCCUGCGACCUCGGCAGGGGACCGCGGGCGCUGGACCUCAACACCAGGCACCACCGCGCCGCCCUGCUGCAGAUGGCGGCGGCGCUGCGUGCUAGGGGAGCUGGGGAUGCUCAUGAUUACUGCAACGAGGCGCUGCGUUUGGCUGCAGUGGCGGGAGAUCAAGGUUGCUACGCGCGUGCGGUGCGCAUCGCCGGCGAUGUGUACAGGCGAAAAUGUGACAUCGGGAAGGCGCUCAGACACUACGAAGUAGCGAUGGGAGCGGGUCAGGCGCUGGGGGACAGACUGGCACAGAUGGAGGCCAUGGAUGGCGCAGCGCGGUGCCUAGAGGCGCUCCGGCUGCAGGGCAGGAUCUGUAACUGCAGGCCACUGGAGUUUAACACCAGGCUGCUGGAAGUGGCCACGUCGGUUGGUGCUAAGAUGUUAGUCCGUCGUGUGCGGCUGCGCCUGGCGGACAUCUACGUGGCGCUGGGCGAUGAGGGCGCGGCGGCGCGGCAGAGGCGCGCGGCGGCGGCGUGGGUGGCGCCGGGCUGCGCCGUGUGCCGCGAGCCGCUCGCCACGCGCGCCGAGCCGCUCGCCGCGCUGCCCUGCGCGCACAUCGUGCACCACGCGUCAGUAUAA
Manduca sexta (tobacco hornworm) is the source of this 1439-nucleotide messenger RNA. RefSeq names its product 43 kDa receptor-associated protein of the synapse homolog. Gene Ontology annotation, molecular function: acetylcholine receptor binding; protein-membrane adaptor activity. Gene Ontology annotation, biological process: chemical synaptic transmission. The record is from RefSeq and is a predicted model, not a curated record. NCBI's taxonomy places the organism in Eukaryota, Metazoa, Arthropoda, Insecta, Lepidoptera, Sphingidae.